CUGUGUGCACCUUUGAGCACUUCCGAUGCAGAUGCAGACUUGCUCUGGCCGGUCUGGAUUGAUAACGUUUGGCAAGGCAACCGGUGUGUACGGUUUCAGGAAACAUGGCAUGCAGGUUUUUAGGAAUACUUUGCUCUUUUCCUCAAAGAAUAUCUUCCUCUGGAGUGGUCCCCAGGAGGCAUUUCUCACAACCAGCUAUGAAUAAGUUAAAACACCUCUCGUACGAUAUGAAAGACUGCGUUGCAGUGGUGCGCAUCAAUUCACCCAAUUCUAAGGUGAACUCAUUGGGCAAGGAAGUUCUGGAGGAAAUGGGAACAGUGAUGAAGGAUGUGGAGACCAAUGGAGCCAUACGCAGUGUUGUCCUCUCCUCUAGAAAGCCUGGAUGCUUCAUAGCAGGAGCAGAUAUUGAGAUGUUGCAGAAGUGUGCUACAUCUGAGCAAGCCGCCCAGCUGUCUAAGGAAGCUCAGGUGUUUCUGCAACGGAUUGCCGACAGCCCAAAACCCAUUGUGGCAGCUAUUAUGGGUUCGUGCCUUGGUGGAGGCUUAGAGGUAUCGAUGGCUUGCCAUUAUCGGAUAGCAGUGAAAGACAAGAAAACCGUCUUGGCUCUUCCCGAAGUUAUGCUAGGCUUAUUACCUGGAGCUGGUGGUACACAACGACUUCCACAACUGGUUCAACUGCCAACAGCUCUUGACAUGAUGCUCACUGGACGCUCCAUUCGAGCGGACCGGGCCAAGAAAAUGGGCUUGGUGGAUCAGGUCGUAGAACCUUUGGGUCCUGGAUUAAUGCCCACAGAAGAGCGCAUGAUGGACUACCUCGAAGAAGUGGCUGUUGAAUCGGCCCAUGCUCUGGUUUCUGGAAACCUCAAGCCGAACAGGACCAGGCCUCUACCAGAAAGACUAUUAAGUGUGGCACUGAAGUAUCAGUUUGUUCGAGACAUGAUCUUUAACAAAGCUAAGGGCCAAGUAAUGAAGUUGACACAGGGUCUCUAUCCAGCACCGCUAAAGAUCCUGGAGGUUGUGCGUGCUGGCAUUGAGAAAGGCUCCAAAGUAGGCUACGAUGAAGAAUCCAGGGCCUUUGGUGAGCUGUGUGCUACUACGCAAUCGAAGGGUCUCAUUGGCCUCUACUUCGGACAAGUGACUUGCAAGAAGAACCGCUUUGGAAACCCUAAGGGAGAAGUCAAGUCAGUGGGCAUUCUUGGUGCAGGGCUAAUGGGUGCAGGUAUAGCACAAGUUACGGUUGACAAGGGGUUGAAAGUUGUCCUCAAAGAUACAACCAGUGCUGGUAUUGUGCGAGGCGAGCAGCAAGUGUACAAGGGCCUAAAGGACUCUGUCAAGAAAAAGCGAAUCUCACAGUUUGAGAGUGACCUCAUCAUGUCCAGACUGGAACCAACUCUUCAGUAUGAUCACUUCAGAGAUGUGGAUAUCGUCAUUGAAGCAGUAUUUGAAGACCUCAAAGUCAAACAAGCUGUGGUCAAGGAAUUGGAGAACUACAUUCCAGAACGGUGCAUCUUUGCAUCCAACACAUCUGCCCUCCCAAUCACCAAGAUUGCUGAGGCAAGCAAAAGACCAGACAAGGUGGUAGGAAUGCACUACUUCUCCCCUGUGGACAAGAUGCAGCUCUUGGAAGUGAUAACAACCGAAAAGACUUCCCAGGAAACGGCAGCCACAGCCGUCGCUCUUGGUCUCAAACAAGGCAAAGUAGUUAUCACUGUCAAGGAUGCACCAGGUUUCUACACAACACGAAUCUUGGCUCCUAUGUUGUCAGAAGCCAUGAGACUCAUGCAGGAAGGUGUAACAGUGAAAGAACUGGACUCAUUGACCAAGAAGUUUGGAUUCCCAGUGGGGGCUGCAACGCUCACUGACGAAGUGGGUAUCGACGUGGCUUCGCAUAUAGCGGAUUUCUUGGGAAAGACAUAUGGAGCUCGCUUUGGAGGAGGUGAUCCUGGAUUGCUCCAGGACAUGGUGGCUGCCGGUUACCUUGGACGGAAGUCUGGCAAAGGCUGCUACUUGUACACACCAGGAGUCAAAGACAGGCCUGUUAAUCCUGGGGCAGAAGAAAUCCUCCGGAAGUACACAGUGCCCAAAGUCUUAGAGAAUACUGUUGAGGAACUGCAAAUGCGUCUAGCCACACGUUUCAUCAACGAGGCCAUUCUAUGUCUACAAGAAGGCGUCUUAGCCACACCAGUGGAAGGAGACAUUGGAGCAGUGUUCGGCCUAGGCUUCCCACCAUUCCGUGGUGGCCCAUUCCACUUUGUUGAUACGUAUGGUGCAGACAAGGUCGUGCAAUGGAUGGACAAGUUUGCUCAGGCAUUCGGACCCCAGUUCCAGGCGUGCCAACUCCUCAGGGACCAUGCAGCUGACUCUUCCAAGAAGUUCCAUGCAAGAAACAAGUCUUCCUGAAUACCUGUGUUUUAGUUUCCUUGUACUUUAUAUUGGCACUGUAUAUAGUUUGGGCCACAACUGCCUCCUUUUAUAGCAGAUUGCAGUAUUUUUGAAGUGCUCAUCAUUAAAGGUGCAAAAAUGCA
Ornithodoros turicata is the source of this 2524-nucleotide messenger RNA. It is a transcript of the gene Mtpalpha, whose product is annotated as trifunctional enzyme subunit alpha, mitochondrial-like. Gene Ontology annotation, biological process: fatty acid beta-oxidation. Gene Ontology annotation, cellular component: mitochondrial fatty acid beta-oxidation multienzyme complex; mitochondrion. Lineage: Eukaryota; Metazoa; Arthropoda; Arachnida; Ixodida; Argasidae. The coding region runs from base 105 to 2399 and encodes 764 amino acids. Gene Ontology annotation, molecular function: (3S)-3-hydroxyacyl-CoA dehydrogenase (NAD+) activity; enoyl-CoA hydratase activity; NAD+ binding. The transcript has 17 exons. The record is from RefSeq and is a predicted model, not a curated record.